Molecule: messenger RNA, 1111 nt
Organism: Cannabis sativa
Lineage: Eukaryota; Viridiplantae; Streptophyta; Magnoliopsida; Rosales; Cannabaceae
Exons: 2
Coding region: 332-1027 (231 amino acids)
Source: RefSeq, a predicted model, not a curated record
AUAUUUUUGCUUUUGACACCACAACCAAUCAUAUCUUAUCUUCCUACUCCCAAUCCAUUUUUAGUCAAACAACAUUACACCCUAGAAAACACAAGUUACAACAACAAAAUCUUCUUUGUCACUUAUAAUAUAUUAACUCCAAAUUCCCCAUUGGCCAUAUAUAUAUAUGUACUUCUUUUCCGGACAAUAAUAUUCUGCUUUAUAUAUUACCAAGACUCAUUACUGAUUCUCACACACUCUCGAUUUCAUCACCUUAUUAUAUCAAUUUUAUCAGUAAGCUCCAUUCUCAAUCUCAACCAUAAUUUUGUUGCAGAGGCUUCUGGGUGUGGUGAUGGAGUACUUAAAAUUUCUGACCCAAAACAAAGAUUUGGAAUGUGGGUUUUUUGUGUUUGGACUUUCCUCUCAAGUUCUUGGAUUUUUUGGGCUGUUUUUAAUGUUUUUAUUGGGCCUAAAGUUUCUAAGAAUGGGUUACUUGCUUAACCUGACACAAAUUUUUAGUCGUUUUUUCGGUGAAGCAAUGAAUUUAAAGGAUAAACGGUGUCGUUUCAAGGGUCGUGAUGAGAGCAACACCAUGUCUUGCUUGUGUAAUGAUACUCGUGAUGAUUCGAACAACAAUGAAGCUGAGUACGAAGAUAAAGAUGUAAAAGAACGGGAAGUUAAUUCGUGUUGUGAGCUUAGUGAAGAAUUUCGGGUAAUUUCAUUAAGGAAAUUAGUAAAAAUUGAAAGAAAACGGGCGAAAAAAGCUCGGAACGAGCUUGAUAAAGAGAGAAUGGCGGCUGCAUCGGCAGCAAUGGAGGCAAUGGCGGUAAUUUUGAGGCUGCAGAGGGAGAAGAACACCAUAGAAAUGGAAGCUAAUCAAUUUCGUCUUAUGGUGGAGUAUAAACUAGAAUAUGAUGAUCAAAUGAUUAAUUAUUUGCAAUGGAUCGUGACGAAACACGACUCCGAGAAGAGUUUGUUAGAAGAUGAGUUGAGGUUGUGUAAAGAAAAGCUAGAAUUAUUAACUAAAGAAAAUAGUGAUGAGGUAUAGUUGUAUACAUAUAGGAGUGUUUGAUAAAUAUAUAAUAGCAAGCAAUAUGCAUGCAAUGUACAUUUGCUUAAUGUUAUUUAGAAA